Lasiosphaeria miniovina is the source of this 2361-nucleotide messenger RNA. RefSeq lists its product as uncharacterized. The transcript is spliced from 3 exons. Lineage: Eukaryota; Fungi; Ascomycota; Sordariomycetes; Sordariales; Lasiosphaeriaceae. The coding region runs from base 1 to 2361 and encodes 786 amino acids. The record is from RefSeq and is a predicted model, not a curated record.
AUGGAUCCGACCAACAGCAACAAGACCUCCCAGAUGGGACGGAGGAUCUCGACUAGGAACUCGGUCAGGAUAUCCGUCAAUGGCGGUGAUGAGGACUUUGAGCUUGCAGCUGGCCUGAUUUCGGACGGAUUCAGACCCGUGCAGCAGCCGCGAACUGAGAGCGAGUCGUCUGCUCCCUCUUUUGUUACUCCCUCCACCAGUGCUUCCUCGGUCGACCAGGUCCACGAUAUUCAACCAAGAGCGCCGCCCACCAGCCGUCCCUCAAGCGUAUCAAAACCUCACAGGCCGGAAGAAUCGUUAUCGCUCCGGCACGAUGGGGGAAUGGGUUCAAUUGAUGCAUCUGCCAGGCUAGCUAGGUCAUCGAGCGUAUCAACCGACUCGGUCGCAUAUGUCCACGUCGAGUCUCCCUAUCGAGGACCCGACGGCCCUUCUCACCCUUACCAACUCUAUCCCCAAAAUGUGAGGCUGGCGAGGACAAUGAGUACGACGACGGCCUCGACCGAUCCCGUCUCAGAGUCGUCUUAUGCGGGGCUCAGAGCCCCGGCUCAUCCGUAUGGUUUAUAUCCCCAAGACACUGCUGCCAAUCCGAUCAGCGUCCCCGCGCCGGCUAUACCUCUUGGUUUCCACGGCCUUCCCGACCAAUAUCAACGGCGGAUAGGCCCCGAGGGCGAGGAUAUAGCCGACAUGAUAGGCCCAGAUGGGCACACAGAACAGUUACCACCUUACACCAGAUACCCGGAUGAUGCAUACGCGCAGAAGGCUAUAGGUGCCGAGGGAGACCUUGGUCCUGCAAUUGGGGGGGCCAUGGUAAUACCAGCCGGCCUUAUCUUACCGACAUCGACAACCAGAGAAAUUCCGGGGGCGGGAGGAAUUGGGCUUGCGACCAGAAACCCGGAGUUCGAAUCUAUGGACGAUCUGGGCUCUCCCCAAUCCCGGCAUUCGUCGCGCAGCUUUGCCUCUGACACCAGCCAUCAUGAUAUCAACACAGCCGCUGCAGGUCUGUCGGAAAAACAUAGGCCCUCAAAAACAUGGCAAGCCUGGAUGAGGCGGAGAUUAUGGGGAAUCAUCCCAUUCUGGGCGAUAUUCCUCACAGGCGUGGUUCUUCUUUUAAUGGGAGCAAUACUGGGCGGCGUCAUCGGCGCCUUUUUAGAUAAGCAGCACAAGAAACCGCCACGCCCUGCCUUCCCCAACCCGAAUUUGAUGCCGACGACCACAGCCACGCCAGAUGCCACACCUAUCCCUACUCCAUCAGAUCUCCCGCCUUUGCCCAUCGGAACAUUUGGCAUGCCGUUGGUGCCGAGCCGGGUGUCACCUUUUUGUCUUAACGACACAUCCCAGUCGCAGUCGUGGGGUUGCUACUUUGUCAUAUCCGGUCUUUAUAUGACAAUCAGCAGAAAUUCGAACGCUGCCGGGAGUGAUUACAGCGUCAGCAACAAUGUCUACUCGUACGGCGAGCAGCCCCCGCUAGUCGAAAACCCGGUUUCUUUAGAACUUGUUAACGACACGGUUGAGACGGGCCGCGGACCAGCUUGGUUCAAAAUGCUACCCUACAACAAGACCGUCGUCCUUCCCGCGGGGGCACUUAGCCCAAGUACCAGUGUGUCCAAUCAAAGGAUACGGCGUCUUGCCUCGGCCUACGAUCCCGGAAUAGGGGAUUUUAGGCGCAAAGGAGUGUUGGGGCCCGGUGAUACAGCAUGGGUUUGCACCUGGCCAAACACGUAUCUUGAGCUUUUCAUUUAUGCCCAACAAAACUCGAGUUGGUCUGGGUUCAAACCGCCGUCGUCGUCACCGUCAUCCCUGCCAUCAUCCUCCACGGCAUCCUCGUCCUCAUCAUCAGCGCCGUCUCCACCGUCAUCAUCAUCUGCACCUCCCUCCUCGACAGCCUCAGACGCAGCAGGACACCAUAUACCAACCGGAUCGUUUCAAUACGGAGGCUCGCCGACUGGCGAGCCUCAGUACAACGGUUAUUACAACCACAUCAGCGCCCGUUCCCCAACCAAUCCCACUACUCUUACUCCAACUUCACCUUAUGGGCCCAUCGAUACCGGGGAGGGGUUUACGCCACCCCCUCCUCCUUAUCCUAGAGUCAUCAAGCUAGAAGAGCGUCGCAUGCCCGAUGCACCUGCGGCGCAGUGUACUCAGGUCCAAGUACAAGAGAGGGGCGAGCCAGCCAAGCCCGUACGCGACUCCAAGGGGAACAUAGUCUCCCUCGCGAUUGCGGAGAAGAAUCCCGUUUCGGCGAGUAGCACUCCGACUGCCGAUGUCAGUAAGAGAUCACCUCGUGAGCAUCUGGACUCGAGUAUAUUCCAGCGUGAAGGGGAUGCCGAGAACCAAUGUAGCUGCGUGUGGUUCCUCACGUGA